Rosa rugosa (rugosa rose) is the source of this 2536-nucleotide messenger RNA. Its product is annotated as cysteine-rich receptor-like protein kinase 42. The coding region runs from base 108 to 2081 and encodes 657 amino acids. Gene Ontology annotation, molecular function: protein kinase activity; ATP binding. The record is from RefSeq and is a predicted model, not a curated record. Gene Ontology annotation, biological process: protein phosphorylation. Lineage: Eukaryota; Viridiplantae; Streptophyta; Magnoliopsida; Rosales; Rosaceae. The transcript is spliced from 6 exons.
AAUCUCAUCACAUGUUGGUGAUGAUAUGUCUAUAUACACAAAUUAAUCUUGUUACUCUCUCCCAUAGUCCCAUUAAUCAAAGCUAGCAACCUCCACAAAUCCAAGGCAUGCAUGCCAAAACCUCAACAUGGCUCUCCUUCUUCAUCUUCAUCUUCUUCUCACUUUUCUACCUCUUUCUCUGUGAUCCCAGAACCUCGGAAGCUGGCCUCUACUGCGGAGCUGCCAAGCCACCACCAAAGGCUAGCUUCAUUCCAACUUUCGUCGCAGAAAUGGCGAGUUUAUCAGAGCUCAUCACCAAACAUCACUGGGGAACCCAUUUCUUUAACUCCACGCUCCCCAUGUACGGCCUAGCGCAAUGCUACAAUGACCUGUCGCACACUGAUUGUCUUCUCUGCUACGCCGCCAGCCGCACCGAGAUCCCCCGCUGCCUCCCCUCCCUCUCCGCCCGCAUCUUUCUCGACGGCUGCUUCCUCCGCUACGACAACUACAGCUUCUACUCCGAAGCUUCCGUCCCCGCCGUCGACUCUGUCGUCUGCGGCCAAGAAGACGCGGCGGACGCGGCGGUGUUUAAGGAGAACGUUGCGGAGGUGAUUGAGAGGGUUAAGAGGUCCGCGGCGGAGAAUGGGGGGUUUGGGGUAGGGGAAGUGGGUGGGGAGGUGUAUGCUUUGGGGCAGUGCUGGAAGACGGUGGUUGGUGAUGGGUGUAGAGAGUGUUUGGAGAAGGGAGGUGAGGCGGUGAGAGGGUGUGGGUUGAAGACAGAAGGCAAGGCUUUGAAUGCUGGAUGUUACUUGAGGUAUUCGACUCGGAAGUUCUAUAACGACGAGGGGGAAGCAGAGCAUGAGCAUGGGUUUACAGAUAGAAGGGGAAUCAUCGUAGCAAUUGUUUUGGGAGCAGUUGCUUUCACAAUGCUGUCUCUCUUUGCUGCUUAUGCAGGCUAUACAAAGCUGGUGCAGAUCAGAAAAGGGUGCAGUAAUCUAGGUUUGGUGUCAAUAAGCAUUAGCAAGUAUUCUGGCUUGAGUUUCAAGUAUGAAACACUAGAGAAGGCCACAGAUUAUUUUAACACCUCGAGAAAAAUAGGGGAAGGGGGAGGUGGUACUGUGUUUAAGGGGACUCUUCCGAAUGGCAAAACCGUAGCUGUUAAGAGAUUGUUCUACAAUACCAGGCAAUGGGUAGAUGAGUUCUUCAAUGAGGUGAAUUUGAUCAGUAGAAUUCAGCACAAGCACCUAGUGAAGCUUUUGGGUUGUAGCAUUGAAGGCCCUGAGAGCCUGCUGGUGUAUGAAUAUGUGCCUAACAGGAGCCUCGAUCAAUUCCUUUUCGAUAAGAACAAUGAUCAGUUUCUUAACUGGAAGCAGCGGUUUGAUAUUAUUGUUGGAACAGCUGAAGGGAUUGCGUAUCUUCAUGAAGGCUCUGAAGUAAGAAUAAUCCAUAGGGACAUAAAAAGCAGCAAUGUUCUUCUGGAUGAGAAUCUUAGCCCAAAGAUUGCAGACUUUGGCCUUGCUCGGUGUUUUGCUUCCGACAAGUCUCAUCUUAGCACCGGCAUUGCCGGAACACUAGGUUAUAUGGCCCCAGAGUAUCUUGUUCAAGGGCAACUUACAGAGAAAGCAGACGUUUAUAGCUUCGGAGUGCUAGUUCUCGAGAUUGUGUCUGGUAUGAGGAAUAGCACCUUCAAACAGGCGGACACUGACUUUGAUUCACUACUACACAAAGUUUGGAAACACUACAGAUCAAACAAGUUGGCCGACGUGGUUGAUCCUUGUUUGAGAGAUCAUGAGUUGCCAGCAAAAGAGGUAUCAAAUGUUCUUCAAAUUGGACUUCUGUGCACACAGGCCUCAGUUGCUUUGAGACCAUCUAUGGCUGAAGUAGUUCUAAUGCUAACAGCCAACAAAGAAAGUGACAUUCCCAUUCCAAACCAACCUCCCUUUCUAAAUGCCACGACGCUAGAGCAAGCCAGCUCCAUUAGGUCUAAUAGCGCAAACAGCUUCGUCUCAAAUACUUUAACGAAAGUUGAGACGUCCUACACUUCAUCAGAGUCUUCCACCACGCCUAGUUUGGAUAAUAUGGGACAUAUAUCAACAAAAUGAGUAAGCUCUUGCAGAAGUAUCAGGUUUCCCACGUCUUAAACUUGUUCAGGAAAGCAUGCUUGGAGGUCAGGUCAGUAUGCAGAAGCAGAAAUGCAGAAUUAAAGAGAUUAGAGAGCUUACCGGAAUUCAGAACCGAAAGAUAUUCAGAUUUUUGGUUCUCUGUCUCGUUCAUAAACUUGUCUGUCAUAUCUUUAUAAAAUGGAAGGGCACACAUGACUUCAGUUUCAUAUAGGUGACGGAACGCUGUCAGAGAGAUGUAGAAAGUGCCGAUGCAACAUAGUGGUCAGUGGACUACAUGUUUACAGCAGAAAUACUGAAAUAGUACACUUCAUAUAAACCAAGAUGACAUUGUUCAGAGGAACUCAUUUGAUCGAGCUUCCUAUUGAAAUGGAUUGUUAAAAGAGACAUUUUUUAAACAGAAACUGAAAUAAACUUGUUUCUAUGUGGUCUUCCAA